AAUUUGAUUUUUUAGUGACCUGAAUACGAAAUGAGAAUCGUUGAGCUUUUGCGGCGGUACCAACAUGGGCCAAUGAUAGUGAGUGGUACGAGGUCGCAGUUUAAUUAAGCUAUAAAACCAUUGUAAGUGCAUGUCAAGUGUCAUUUGAAGUAUUGAACAUCGCAGUGAUUUAUUCUAUCGGAAAUAUGAGGAGUCUGAUAAUCCUUGUAGUUAGUGUUGUUGUUCCCCUUGCCCACUGCAGCAUAGGCAUCGGCCUUGUGGGUCCCGGCACUCCUGAGAUCAUAAUCCAAGGCCCCGGUAGUAAAACUGCCCUGAACGGCCCCGAUGGCAGUCACAUUUCCGCAGUGGCAGCGGGCGGUAGAGUGGUAGCGCCCGCAACUCAGGGCGGCGUCGUGGGGGCCGCUGCCGUGGCGCCCGUCGUUGCCGUUGCUGCUGCGCCCGCCGCUCUCGUACCGGCUGGUAUUGCUGGAGGAGUAGUUGCAGGAAUAUCACACGAAGGACUGGAAGGACAGUACAUCCAUGACAACACUGAAGCCCUAUAUGAUGAUGGCUCAUACAGAGGGGAACACUAAUACCACACUUACUUACCCACAAUUACCUCUUGUAACGUACAAUUAAAUAUUACUAUAUAUAAUAAACUUAUUUUAUAACUGA
This is a messenger RNA of Aethina tumida (small hive beetle), 654 nucleotides long. RefSeq lists its product as uncharacterized. The record is from RefSeq and is a predicted model, not a curated record. Lineage: Eukaryota; Metazoa; Arthropoda; Insecta; Coleoptera; Nitidulidae. The transcript has 3 exons. Bases 186 to 572 code for a protein of 128 amino acids.